UGAAGUGUUGGCGCUGCAUGCAGGGGACCGUUCGCACAAAAUGGGUGACGAAGCUACAGCCGUGCCAGAUGACCUGUGCUGUUUCCGAGGACCAUUCAUCCAUUCUACGAAGUUGGAUCCGCUUGUCAUAUCGGAGGAUAAAUUACUAGGAAUAUCAAAGGGAAAGAUUAUUUUCAUCGAAGAUGGCGCCAAUGAAGACAGUGUUCGCCGACGAUAUAACAUCGAUGAUGACGCCAUUCGCGUACUCUCGCAAGGUCAAGUGAUCAUCCCCGGUUUUAUCGACACGCACAUCCAUGCCUCCCAGUACACAUACGCUGGGACCAACCUGGACCUGGGGCUCCUCGACUGGCUGGAGAAAUAUACCUUCCCAACGGAGGCGCUCUACAAGGACCUACAUUUUGCUAAAAAGCAUUACCAAAAGGUUGUGGAGCGUGUCCUUAGCCAUGGAACAACAACGGCAAGCUAUUUUGCCACGAUCCAUGUAGACGCCACACUCGCCUUGUGCGACAUCAUCGAUAAGUGUGGACAGAGAGCUUAUGUCGGCAAAGUGAACAUGGAUCAAAACAGUCCGAAGUAUUACAGCGAAGAGACCAGACAGUCCGCUGACGACACCGAAGAAUUCAUCAAAAGAGUGUUGGAGAAAAGUUAUAAAACAAUCACCCCGAUUAUAACGCCCCGGUUUGCACCGUCUUGUAGCCGAGGCCUUAUGGAGAAGUUGGGAGAUCUUGCUGAAAAAUAUGAUCUGCCAAUUCAGAGCCAUCUUAGCGAAUCAAGGAAGGAAUGUGCUUGGAUAAAACAGCUGUACCCGGAUUCACGUGAUUAUACGAGUGUCUAUCACGAAUGCAAAUUACUAACAAAAAAGACUAUCAUGGCGCAUAGCAUUUAUUUAAGCGACGAGGAGCUGGGCCUGAUCAAAGCACAAGGGGUAGGCGUUUCGCACUGUCCAAAUUCUAAUCUGAGCAUAAGGAGUGGUUUGCUCGAUGUUCGCCGGCUGCUUGACAGAGGAAUCAAGGUCGGACUGGGAACAGACUUGGCAGGAGGUUACCACCCGUCCAUUAUGAACGCCAUCCAGACAGCAGUCCAUGUAGCGAACACCCUCAGCAUCAGUCACCAUGGUGACGAAUAUAAUAAUAUUGACUUCCGGGAGGCUUUCCGAUUAGCUACGCUAGGCGGCGCCGAAGUCAUGGGUCUGGAGAACAAAAUCGGUAACUUUGAAAUCGGCAAGGAAUUUGAUGCUCUGGUCAUUGGGUGGGAAAUGAAGAGAGGCCCUUUCGAGGUCUUUGAUCACGAAUCCCUCCUGGAUGCAUUCCAAAAGUUUCUAUUCUUAGGGGAUGACAGGAACAUUCGAGAGGUUUUCGUAGCCGGAAAACAGCUGGUUGUAAAACCUGAGGACACAAUAACUUGAGUGGACAGCCUCGUCGAGGAACAGACAUCGCAGCUACUGUUAUUUCAUUUAUUAAAACCUGCUAAAAUGAGAAUAAUUUACUAAUCCAUCAAUAGUGCAAGAUAAUACAAUAAAUGU
This is a messenger RNA of Lineus longissimus, 1522 nucleotides long. Its product is annotated as guanine deaminase-like. Gene Ontology annotation, molecular function: guanine deaminase activity; zinc ion binding. The transcript is spliced from 13 exons. Gene Ontology annotation, cellular component: cytosol. The record is from RefSeq and is a predicted model, not a curated record. The coding region runs from base 41 to 1405 and encodes 454 amino acids. Gene Ontology annotation, biological process: guanine catabolic process. Lineage: Eukaryota; Metazoa; Nemertea; Pilidiophora; Heteronemertea; Lineidae.